UUCGACUGUUAACUGACGUCACAUAUGUGAUACGCCAGGCUUCCUGGCAUAAUAAAUGUAUUUUAUCGACUUUUGACUGAAAGAUGUCAGAUUUUUUCAAAUCAGCACUUGGAUUUAUUGGGGGAAGUUCAGCUACAAGAGAUGAAAAUGACUUUGUAGGUCAAUAUGUUGAACUUGGUAACCAAAAGCUAAGGGUGAAGAGGAAAAUUGCUGAAGGUGGAUUUGCCUUUGUGUUUGUUGCACAGGACACUGCAACUGGAAAAGAAUAUGCAUUAAAGAGACUUCUUGCAAAUGAUGAGGAGAAAAAUAAGGCUGUAGUACAAGAAAUCAAGUUUCUUAAGAAGUUGACAGGUCAUCCAAACAUUGUACAGUUUACUGCUGCUGCAUCGGUAGGCAAAGAGGAAUCUGGACAUGGACAGGCCGAGUUUUUGUUACUCAUGGAGUUAUGUACAGGGGGACAAGUGGUAGAUUUGUUAAACAUGAGAGAGGAACCACUCCCUUGUUCCCUAGCACUAAAGAUUUUCUACCAGACAUGUAAAGCAGUGCAACAUCUCCACAAACAGUCCCCACCCAUUGUUCACAGAGAUUUAAAGGUGGAGAAUCUGUUGAUCAGUAGUAAAGGGUUUAUCAAGCUGUGUGAUUUUGGGAGUGCAACAACAGAGACUCAUUAUCCUGAUGAAACUUGGUCAGCAAUGAGAAGGAGUCUUGUUGAAGAUGAGAUAACCAAAAAUACAACACCAAUGUACAGAACUCCAGAAAUGUUAGAUUUAUAUCAGAAUUUCCCCAUCAACGAAGCUCUUGAUAUAUGGGCUCUAGGUUGUGUGUUAUAUAUGUUAUGUUUUGGUGUUCAUCCAUACGAAGAUUCUGCCAAAUUGAGAAUUAUAAAUGCUAACUACUCUAUACCAGAGAAUGAUACAGAAUAUACAGUCUUCCAUGAUCUCAUAAUGGGUAUGUUCAAGAUUAACCCUGUAGAGCGUCCAACUAUAAAUGAUGUGAUAGAUAGACUGGAGGAGAUAGGUGAGGCAAAGCAUGUCCGUCUCACUGAUCCCUUACCUCAGUCACUACUUAAUGAGUCUCUGCCUCAGCAACCUGUAUACCCAGCAAGCCCAGCCAGGGACCUGGCCAGUGCUGGUCAAGCAGGUUCGGACACCUCUAGUGGUUCUCUCUUCAGUUCACUGAAAAUGGGAGCUGGCAGUCUGAUGAAAAACGUAAAAGAUGCCUCAGCAAAGGUUGUGGAAACUGUCUCAGCAACAAUGAACAAGUCAGAGCUAGAUAUCAGUUACAUCACUUCUAGAAUAGCAGUGAUGUCGUUCCCAGCGGAAGGUGUAGAAUCAGCCAUAAAGAAUCAUAUAGAUGAUGUAAGAAAUUACCUGGAAGGUCGUCAUAGAAACUCUUACGCUGUAUACAAUCUCUCUCAGAGACAGUAUAGGAAUGCCAAGUUUGAAAAUCGGGUGUCAGAAUGCGGUUGGCCGCCCAGAAAAGCACCCACUUUAGCCAAUUUGUUUGCUGUCUGUAAAAACAUGCAUCUAUGGUUGCGGCAAAAUCCAAAGAACAUCUGUGUUAUACAUUGUUUGGAUGGUAAAGCUUCCUCAGCAACUGUAGCAGCAGCAUUUCUAGUCUUCUGUCGACUGUUUGAUGGUCCUCAACAAGCACUAACUAUGUUCAGCACCAAGAGGUGUUCACCUGAUGUUACUCCUUCACAAAGAAGGUACAUAGAGUAUCUCAGUGAGAUGGUAUCAGAUGAUCCGUACAAACCACACACCAAGUCUCUCAUUCUCAACAGUAUUACUUUAGCCCCUGUACCUCUUUUCAACAAAAUGAAGAAUGGUUGCACACCAUUUGUGGAGGUUUUUGUAGGAGAGGACAGGAUUCUGACCACGUCUCAGGAGUACGAGAAAAUGAAAGGUUACUCCGAGGCUGAGGGCAAAGUCACAUUACCUCUCAAUAUAUCAGCAGCAGGAGAUAUCACUAUUAUUGUGUAUCAUGCCAGGUCAACAUUUGGAGGCAAAAUACAAGGAAAGAUUACCUCCAUGAAGAUGUUCCAGCUUCAAAUCAACUCGGGUUUUGUAAAACCUAACCGAACAAAUAUGAAAUUUACACAAUAUGAUUUAGACCAACUUGACACCCCAGACAAGUACCCUGAAAGAUUUGCUGUUAUGCUCAACACCACUGUAUCACCCAAAGACCGCCCACCAGAACAGAACUUCCCCUGGGCCAAAUUUGAUGUACAGAAACUUUCACCAAGGAUUCUCUUCUCAAAUAAGGAAGAACUACACGAGACCAUGUCACUUUUUGGUAUAUCAGAGAAAGGUAAAGCUAGAUUGGCCCGAUCAUCUAGUGUCAGUUCAAACGAGAGUCCAAGUCAUGUUCCAAAUGACAAAGCUAAACAACCAGUCAAUUCAGUCAGUGACAGUAGAAACACACGGAACCAGUCUCCAGUCACUGUCAGUCAGCCCCCUGCCAGUCAGCCAAAACAGGAAGUUCCCACUGCUAACUUUUUUGAAACAUUAGACUGGGCUUCAAACGGAGCAGUAAGUGAAGCUUCAAAUGGAGCAGUAAAUGAACCAGCCAAAGAGGUGAAAAUACCAACAGAAGAUGAAUUUAGUCUGUUGCAAAACACCAGUGAUGAUGAGGAUGACUUUGCAGCUUUGACUCAACAAAGAGUGGGUGGGGUAAAUGAAAGGAAAUCUCCGUAUCCCAGUGAUAAUGGCAAUGUGCAAUCUAGUGAACAAAAUAAAGAUUUUAAGCCCUUUGAAGCAAAUUUCCAAGACCAGUCUGGAUUUAAAACUGAAGAGGAUGUAGACUUCUUUGAUAUGAAUAAUGGAGAUAGUCUAGCAAAUGAUGUAAACCUUAUACAUAUAGAAAAGACUCCUUCAAAUGUAGAUAUACUCAGUGGGACAGCUAAUUCCAGCUCAGCUGACAUAGAUAUGAUGGAUGGAAGUACAAAAAGUGAUACGUUUGAUCCAUUCCAGGCAUUUUCCAGUAAUACAAAAUCACAAGAGCCACCACCUGUGACAGUAACUGCUCCCAAAAAUGAAUUUCAUUCAUUUGAUCCUUUUGGAGACUCAAGUGGGGUCAAAGAAUCACAGAAUGAUAUAUUAGGUAUGGAUAAAUCAAGUUCAUUUAGUUCAAAACCUGGAGCAACAGACAGUUCAGGAGAUCUAAUGGGAGAUUGGAACUCUUUCGUUUCUACAAAUUCUAGUCCAAAUAUAUCAAGAAAUAGCUCUUAUUCAAAUCUAGGGACCGGUGGCAAUAUACCUUAUAGUGGUAGUGGAACAUUUCAGCCAAUGGGAGGUAACAUUCCUAGAAACAACAGUGGUACAUUCCUAGGCGGCAUGCAGAUGGGAGGAAACAUUCCAAGAAGUGGUAGUGGAACAUUCCAGUCGAAGAGUGGAAUGGGUCAAGGUGCAAAUCCAGCUGGAUCUGGAACAAGUAGUGGAAAACCUGCUGAUCCUUUUGCAGAAUUUGGGUCAUUUGGAAAGCCAGCCAGUAUGUCACAGCAAAAACAGAGUCAACAGGCACCGCAACAGCAGCCCAGUAAACCUCCAAUGGGAUCUGGGUACAUGGGCGGAAUGCAACAACCUCGAACUCAGCAACAAGCUGGGGGUGGCAGGGCAAGCCCCAGCACAACUGCUCCUGGGAGCCAACAACAAAAGCGGCCAAACUACCACCAGGGCAGUGUGUUCCGUGACACAAAUGACAGCUCAAAGAAAGGUCCAAAAACUCAUGCAAGUAAAGCCACAUUUGAUGACUUGAUGCCAAAGGGAUCAACCUUUACCAAGAAAGAUGACGGACCUAAAACUAUUGGUGAUAUGAAAAAAAAAAUAAUGGCAGAAGAAAUGGACCCUAUUAAACUGAAGGUAUUGGAGUGGACGAAAGGUAAAGAGCGUAACAUACGAGCAUUACUGUGUUCUCUGCAUACUGUACUGUGGGAGGAGGAGACAAGAUGGAAACAAUGUGGUAUGCACGACCUUGUCACACCUGACCAAGUGAAGAAAGUCUACAGGAAAGCUGUGCUCUCUGUACAUCCAGAUAAGCUGGCAGAUUCUCCACACCUACCAUUGGCUAGAGCUAUAUUUAUAGAACUGAAUGAUGGCUGGGCACAGUUUGAGGAGGAAGGAAUGAAAUCACUCUACUGAGCAUCUGCACUAAAUCUUCACAAAAAAAUCUGAACAGAUUGAUUCACAAGCAGACACACUUGCUAAUCAGAUGAUUCACAAGCAGACACACUUGCUAAUCAGAUUGCCCAGAGACAUUCAUGGGAUGCUGGUUUCAAGAAGCAAAUCAGAUAAAGAUGAAAUCAAACAAUUAGUGUUAUAACCCACAUUUAUUUUUGAACCAGGUGUAAUAGUACCACAGAAAGUAUUCAACAUUUAAUACAUUAUAUUUUACACUUUCAUUAUUUAAAAUAAGUGCUUAGUACAGGAAAAAGUAUGUCUGCUUAAAGAACUUGACAACAAAUUGUUGCUAUAUAAUACUUGUAUUGGCAAGUUACUAUGGGGAGUUUUUUUGGGGUUCAGUAAGGAGUUUUUUAUGCCUUUGAUAUUACACUCCCAUCAAAAAUGUGAUGGUUACACUGUACUGACAAGAUUUAAGCAAAAAGUUAAUGAUGGGUACUGUGAUAGAUUAAGGUUUAGCUUUAAAUUGGUUCACAGAGAGAGAAUAUGGGUACAUGCUUUUUUUUUUUUUUUUUUUGAUUAAGUGAUAGAAGUCCCACCACUCUGAAGAACUAUCAGCACAUGUAUUGACAUAAUUGUUCCGACAUAAUUAUUAGGCUAGUAUUUCCUGUGGAGGUGUUCUGCUGUGCAAUAUUCCUUUUUCAAUGUAUUUAUUGUAUUCAUAGUUUCCAUUGGAGGGUAAAAGAAAUGCUUGUUGUCUGUCUUAAAUAUUUGCACCUGUGACAUAGCUUGGGCUAGUUUGUAGCUACAAAGAACUCAUUGUCCCUACUUUUUUCCGUCAUCUGCUUCUUUUGCAUGGGGUUGAUGGGUAUUUGUCAUUGAGUCAGUUAAACUAGAAAUUCAUUAACACAUGAAAAGCUAAAAUAGGAUUAAUGAUUAAAUGUUUUUGCAUAUUUGUGAAAUACGUAUGUAAUACAAUAAUGUUGGUGCAUAUAUUUAAUGCUUAUUAUAUAUUUACCUUUAAUUUGGGGACAUUUGACACAAAGCAUUUCAUCAAUGUUAUAUCACUUGGCAGUAUUUUGGUAAAAUCAAAGAAAUAGUUGAAAAAUAGCACAUAUUAGGAAUGUUAUACAUUUGUACAUGUAUAAAUUUUGUGUAUAACAUUUGUUAUGUUGGCUGUUCCCAUUAUGUUCCAGAGCAUUAGUAUGGGGACCACGUUAUGAGAAUGUUUGUAUGUGCACAGGUUACGGAACAUGUCAUAUUACAGGUUUUCAUUAAUCACUAGAAACGUCUAUGCAAAUGUUCGUUUUUAUGUAGUUGUUUUAAAAAGAGUAUUUAUUUGUAAAAAGUUCUUGAAUUCACAAACUGAGCCAUGCCAUGGGAAAACCAACAUAGUGGGUAUGCGACCAGCAUGGAUCCAGACCAGCCUACGCAUCCGCGCAGUCUGGUCAGGAUCCAUGCUGCUCGCUAAUAGUUUCUCCAAUUCCAAUAGGCUUUAAAAGCGAACAGCAUUGAGCCUGACCAGACUGCGCGGAUGCGCAGGCUGGUCUGGAUCCAUGCUGGUCGCAUACCCACUAUGUUGGUUUUCUCAUGGCACGGCUCAACUGUUAAGGGUUAUAUGAACAUCAGUUUGUCAGACAUCUCAUUUAUUUCAGUUCUUAAAAUCACAGCAUUUUCUACAGUUAUAAAAUGCUGACAAAGUUUGGAAAACAACGAGUGUAUAUCAAAAUCCCCUUGAUCAAAGUCCCUCCACUGAAAAAUGACUUGGUGUUACAAAAUCCCCUUCACACAUUUGCAGGGGGUAUCAUAAUCCCCUCUGUGAUUAACAUUAUAGAUAUAUAGAUAUCAGUGCUCCAAAUUAUAUUAUGUUUGCUUAAGGCAUUGUAUUUACGUGCUUUAUGCAAUAGACUUUUAAGUUAUAUAUAAUUGUAUUUGAACUUGAUGAAAUAAGUAAAAAUCACAGAGGGGAUUAUGAUACACCCUGCAAAAGUAUGAAGGGGAUUUUGUAACACCCUGUCAUUUUUCAGUGUAGGGGAUUUUGAUCAAGGGGAUUUUGAUUGUCUCCCGAAAACAACAUAUAUAGUAGCAGUAAUCCAACGAAUUUUACAGGACUUAGCUGCUGGGUAUUGACUUUCAGUCAUUUUUGGCAUAGUGUAAUGAACUUACUUUUACACAGAUUGCUCUUGUGUGGAGAGUUUUAUUUUAGUUUUAUUUAUUUCAUAGUAGCAGGACUAAUUAUAUAUUGUCAGAAAGAACUGGUUUGCUCAAGUACUAUAGAGGAACGAUUCUUUGAAUCAAGCUAUUGUUUAAUCCAUGUAAUCUGUAAUAGGUUAUUUUAUGAAUUGCAGCUUUAUUUUGUACAGUGAAACACCGCUCGCUCGAGCAUCGAUUACUCGAGCACCCGGGCUUGCUCGAGCAAUUCAUGUGGUCCCGGCCGAUUUUCUACUAUUUUCUAUGUGAGAUUACCAUGGCUGGGUCGAGCAUCGAUAACUCAAUCGCUCGAGCAUGACACCUGGUCCCUGUGUAUUAAUUUACUCUUUGUUGCUUAUGGCAAACUCGAACAGAGGUGUCAAAAUUUUUCACACCUUCGGCGGUCAGAAUGUAUCGGUUAAUUUAAAAUUUUCGCACGCCAUGAGAAUUGCAUGGUCUAUUCCCCGACUUAGUUUGUCGGUUUUGAUCUGAUAAUGAGAUUAAUUAUUGAUGAAAGGUGGAAGAAAAAUUUUAUUGAUCAAAAUUGUUAUUAAUUAUACUUUUUUCUGCGGGAUCAAGAAGAUAAUUAUGAGAUCUUAAUAUUUUAACCAACAGUUGUUUGCAUGCAAAUAAAGGAAAUAAGAUAGCCUUUUCAUAAAAUUGAGAUGAUAAUUAUGAGAUCUUAAUUUGGAGAAGAAAAUUGCGAAUUCGAUUACAGUAUUUCAGAUAAUAAAAAAAAAAUGUCUUAGCUGUUUCUUCACAUGUGCCAAUUACGAUCUAUCAUAAAUAACGUUUGUAGUAAGUUUUUUUUUGAAAAUGUCAUGAGUGUGUUAUUAUUACGCAUCACCGUUUCCUCUGCAAAUGGUCUCGAUGACAAUUGGUAAAAUAAACUUCAAUUUUCUUCGUAUGUUGGUCAAUGUUUGGGUCGCUCGAAACCAUGGAUAACUCGAGCAUUUUGCUCAUCCCCUUGCGACCUCGAGCGAGCGGUGUUUUACUGUAUAGGCUUUACCACCUGCUAUAGUAAUAUCUUUUUGGAAAUUUUAAAGUUCUUUUAUUAAUAUCAGUUAGAUUGUAAAAAUGUUCGAAAAAAUACUUUUAUAGAUAUUUUUCAAAAUUUGUGAUUUUAAAUGUUGCUUUUAUGCAACAAAGAUAUAUCCAGAAAUUUGUGUAACAGUCCAUCCACAAAUAAAUUCGCAGUUGCUUUUUUUCUGUUUUGUUUCUAAUUUUUGGUGUCAGUACGACUGAAAUUUACAAUGGCAAAUACCUCAUCAAAAUUAUUUUGGAUGAGUUAAAAAAUUACCAAGAUAUUUUAAAAGUUCCUAUGACCACUCUCAGAGUUUUAGAUUGUUUUAUAUUAUCAAUGGCGUCGUCUUAUAUUUAACAAGAAAUCAGGGGAAAACCUUGUUAUAGAAAAAAUUGAUAAAACAGUUAAUUUGUAGGUUCAUUACACUCUGCAGUACUAAAUAAUUAUAUUACACCAAUUAAAAGUGCAGAUACUCAAGUAAUAAGUUGAUGAAAAAAUAUUGUAAUUUAGCUUAGAAAUUUGAUUGUACUUAAAGGAAAGAUUGGUAGAUACUAUUUAUAUUACACCAUUUCAUUGCCAAAAAGGAUUAUGUGAUUAUUCUAUCUGUAGAAAUGUUUUUGAUAAUGAUUACUGUUGGACAAGUAAAAUGUAAUUUUGAUAUAACAGUAUAGUUAAUAUAUUGUAUUGUGUACUCUGUAUAUAGAUUAUGUAUAAAUAUGUAACUGUGUAUAUCAUUUUAUUUGUGAGAUUAACAUUAAAUACUGUCAGCACAGGCAGAUGAUGUUUCAGCAAAAUUAUAAGCAGAUCAUUUCUUGUUUUGCAAGAUUGCCGUUUAAAUUUUCAGAGGUAUGUUUUACUGGGGGCAGGGCCAGGCAUUCAAGAUGAUAUAGAGUAUGAAACUGAUGGGGUUUUUUGUUUGCAGAGAUACUAGAUAUGAAUAACGUUACUGGUAACGUGUUUUGUGUUUAGAUUUGAAAAAAAAAUGUUGACAUAUAGCUGGGUAUACACUGAAACUGGAAUAUGCCCAGUUGAGGCUUUGAACUGCAAAACCUGUAACUUUACUUUUCCAUAUUUGUAUGUGCAGAUUGUUUUUGUUGAAACAUUAAAUAGCUGUAUGACAUUGGGAGUUUAAUCAAGUGUGGAUAUAUUAAAGUGUUGUGGUAGUUGUUUAGCUAUUAUGUUUACCACAAGUUAACUGUGAUAGGGAUUCUUUUAUUACUUUUAUGUGUAUAUUUAAGCUCUUAAUUUGUAAAAUAGACUUAAAAAUUGUUACAGCAUUUAAUGGUUUUUGUUGUCUGUAUAUGUUGUCCCAUUCCAUGUAUUAAUUUGACUUGUGUGUUAACUCAUCACUGAAUUAUCAAACUGAUUUUAUUUUCAUUUACGUGUCUAUAGUUAAAACAGUAUUUAGUGAACUUUUAGAACUGUUAAACAAUGUUUAGAUUGGCAGCAGCUUGCUUUUUAUAAACUGUGUUAAAAGUAAAUGCUAGUAUCACAGAUUGUGUAUUCAGUCUCUCAUGCAGACAAACAGGAAAAAAAUCACAAUAUUACACAGUUUCUUACACACUCUGGUGUCUAUGUCACAUAUUGUUCACUAUUGUGUAUUAUCCAUGCACCUUAUGACCUUGAGCAGUGAUUAAAUUUUAAUAAGCAGUUGCAAACUGGUGACAGGUCCAAUUUUGAAUUUAACCAGAAAUUCGCAAAAUCUUUGUACACCUCACAGUCCAUUCACUGACCAAUUAGAAUGGUACUUUAGUAAGUAAGUAGUAAGUAAGUAAGUAAGUAAAGACUUUAUUUUUUGUGGAUUACACAUUUGGCAUAUUUACCAAUUUACAAUAUGGUCCACUUUGUGAUAUGUCAUCAGGAUUGGAUAUCAAACUGCCAGGAACACAAAUCAUAUUAGAAAAUUCAAGGUUGCGGAUAUUUUUCUGUCAUUUGAAACUGCUGCAAUAGUGAAGAUACUUUGUUCCCUAUUAACCUAUUUUGCUUACAUGCAAAUUCAGUGAUAGAUUGAUUAGUUUUCAAAAACAUUUGAUAGAUAAAUUUUUAACCUGAUUAGUGAUAAAAUGAUUUCAGUAGUUUACAAGAUAAUUCUAAUGAAAAAAUUCUUCAGCUUUCAGUUAAACAAGGGAAAAACAGUUAAAGACGUCAGUCUGGCUGUGUUUGUGAACUAUUUACAUGUUUUUUUAUUGACAAAUGCAUUUUAUCCAAUGCGUAUAACUAUUCUUUUUUGACUGUGGAACGACAUUAUUAUGUUGAUCAUAAUGUGAAAGAUUAUGUAAUUAAUUGGAAAACUAGAAGUGAUAUUAUCAUUUGCAAACAUUUUUUUACAGUAAUGGAGUUUCAGUUUAUAGCUUGGGAUUGGUUAUUAUGAUUUUAUUUUGCAGCAGAUUUUCUGUUAAGUAACUUAUGAUAAUUAAACAGUGGCAAGGAUUUUUUUUCCGAUUACAAUAAUUAUUGAAAUAUGUAUGUAUGUACACCAAUGUUUUGUUGAUGUAAAAAUAAAUUGUGCUAGCAAUGA
Molecule: messenger RNA, 9850 nt
Organism: Mercenaria mercenaria
Lineage: Eukaryota; Metazoa; Mollusca; Bivalvia; Venerida; Veneridae
Product: cyclin-G-associated kinase-like
Exons: 24
Coding region: 84-4139 (1351 amino acids)
Biological process (GO): regulation of clathrin-dependent endocytosis; positive regulation of Notch signaling pathway; protein phosphorylation
Cellular component (GO): cytoplasm
Molecular function (GO): ATP binding; AP-2 adaptor complex binding; protein serine/threonine kinase activity
Source: RefSeq, a predicted model, not a curated record